Cyprinodon variegatus (sheepshead minnow) is the source of this 2994-nucleotide messenger RNA. RefSeq names its product solute carrier family 25 member 51 (gene slc25a51b). The record is from RefSeq and is a predicted model, not a curated record. The transcript is spliced from 2 exons. Bases 365 to 1300 code for a protein of 311 amino acids. Lineage: Eukaryota; Metazoa; Chordata; Actinopteri; Cyprinodontiformes; Cyprinodontidae.
CGGCUAGUUAGCUAGUGUAACUGAAACCGCGCGAACGAAAAAAAAACAUGCGUAAAACAGGUUUUAGUUAAUUAUUAAAGCUUAUUACCUCGCAACUUGCGCCAUUCAACAUCAUUUAUUUAGUUUCAAAAGCAUACAUUUGUAUCUUAAACGGUAUUUUAGAUUCCGUAGCAGCGCGCAGGCGCAUACGCUCGCUGUCACGUACUGCUUCAGUACCUCCAGACACGACCUACACCGAGUUGGCCCAUUUACCCAGCAAAACAACACCCCUAUCCAGGCUCAGGACAGGAACUAAUCAGAACACGUAGCAGUGAUGCACAAAGCUGAUGUGAUGCUGGGGGAUCAGGCCGUCCACUGAGCCUCGAUGGCUGUCAGCACCAUGGACUCCGAGUCAACACGAACCCCUCAACCUCGGACCGGCCUGACCAAGGGAGGCUCCUCCCUGCUGCCUUCUGGGGUUCUCAGCGCCAAGUUGGGCCCUCAAGGAAAACAUUAUGUCUUCGGCUCCAUGGCGGCAUUCACCAACAUUUUGGUGACCUUUCCCAUCCAGAAAGUGCUUUUCCGCCAGCAGCUGCAUGGUGUGGUCGUGACCGAGGCGGUGCAGCAGCUGCAAAGGGAUGGGCUGAGGAAUUUGUAUCGGGGCCUUCUCCCCCCACUGCUCCAGAAGAGCACCACAGUGGCUAUCAUGUUUGGCCUUUACGAGGACUUCUCCAGAGUACUGCACGACCAUGCCUGCGGCAGCGGCGUGCCAGAGCUUGUCACGCGAAGCUUCGCCGCAGCGCUGGCGGGAACCGCUGAAGCCAUCCUCACGCCGUUUGAGCGAGUACAGACGCUGCUGCAGGACCAUCGGCACCACGAGCGCUUUAACAACACCGCCCACACCUUCCGGACACUUCUGACCGAGCACGGCGUCAGAGAGUGCUACCGCGGCCUCGUGCCCAUCCUCCUCCGUAACGGCCCCAGUAAUGUGCUCUUCUUCGGCCUGCGGGGGCCCAUUAAGGAGCUGUUGCCGGGAGCUACUAACAAGGCGGGUGACUUGAUCAAUGAUUUUGUAUGCGGAGGGGUGUUGGGUGCAGCCCUCGGUAUUAUGUUUUACCCAUUAAAUGUGGUUAAGUCGCGGGCUCAGUCUCAGGUGGGCGGAGCCUUCCAGCCGUGCAGGAAGGUGCUGUUAACAGUGUGGAGGGAGAGGGGGGGAAGCGUGGCCAUGCUCUUCAGAGGAGCCCAUCUCAACUACCACCGCUCACUGAUAUCCUGGGGAAUCAUCAACGCCACCUAUGAGCUGCUGCUCAAGCUGUUAUGAGAAGACGAAUCGAUGCGAUUAAAGGGAACGUCGAGAGAAAGGAGGCGUGCGAAAAGAGAAACGGAAAAGUCUGAGGUGGAUGUCUUGCUCUGUUAUUCCAGGACUGAGAGAGAGAACAGAGGGGCCAGCUGUGAGUGUAUGAUAGCCACCUGCCAUUGUUACUUUUCAAUGUCGUCAUCGUAAUAAAAUCCACAUGCAAACUUCAGCUUUUAUAAAAAUCUGUGCCAGGGUCCAACAUGGUAAGCCCUUGCUUAACUUGUUGAGGAGUGUUUCUGUUUUUUACAGCAUCUUUUAUUCUCAUUCACUGUUUAGUAGGAAAACGUGUUUUGUGCUGUGGAGUGUUGAAAAAGGCAUCCCUUUGUUCUGUCGACCAAAAGCAUCUUCUCUGUCGAGCUAAACUGCCACUUUAGUGUUUUUGACCAUUGAAAUGUCCAGAGAAAUAUUCAUCAAAAUGAGAUCAUAGACUCCUGCCUCUUUAUCUUCCCUCACUUAAAGCUUAAGAUGAAAAUGUUGCAUCUUAAUCUGCGAGAAAUGUCUGACUUAUGGUUGGAAUGCCAAAAUAUAGCACAAUAUUUAAACUAAAGAUGUACCGACUAGUCAUCCAGAUUUUAGGAAUCAGACAGUGCGCUUUUUUCUCUGCUUUUUCUUUAUCUGUAGUUGAUUUUUUUUAGCAUUAAAUAGGCUGUGUUAAACUCACCAUUCACAGUCUAUAAACGCAUUGGCCAACAAACAUCUAUGAUGUAAAAGUCUAGUUAAGGAUAGGAAAUAAUGCUUUACUGCAUAAAUUGAGAUAAUCGGAUUUUAUUAAGUCAAAUAACCCCUUUUUUACAUAAAUAAAAGGAAAGAAGAUUUAAAUAGCAGUUUAGGCUUUAAAGAAACCCAGAUAUUGGUGUUUUGUUUAAACACCUUGCAGCUCCAGUUUUAUCACACAUGAUCUGUGUGGUUUUAGUUUUUUACUGAUUUUCUAAAGUGCCACAGACAAGUUGUCUUUGCAUAAAAAAACAAUCUUAACCAUGUUUGUUACUUUUAAAACGUUUAGAGAAGGAAUUAUAUUUAGACUUUGAAUGCAACAAACGAUAUUGGAUAAAAAUUUGAAUGCGCACUUUUGUUCCUUUAAUUAGUUUCGGGACCGUAUCUAAUGCUGAAUACUGAAAAAAGCUCUAAUGAAUGUUAAUUUUGCCCACUCUGAAUCUCUACCCUCUUUUUUUUUUUUUCUCCUGCUAUUUUUUCCUCCUCUCACGCUUGCUCUCCUCCCUUUCUGUAACAUCUGUUGACAUAAUGGGCUCAGAUUUCAAGCUUGAGUAGUUGCUGUCACUACACCGCAGUUCUGAGGGUGUUCGACGGCCCAAAGAGGAAAGGCAUGUCGCUUGGACAUUUGAGAGACUGAGGAUUAAUGGCGGAGGGUGAAGACAGGGACAGAGGGUAAUGUUCAGUGGCACAAAAAGCUCAAGCUGCCAUGGAAAAAAGUACCAUUUGGCCCAUUUCUUUCUUUUUUUUUCUGAUUAAAUGUACAUUUGUUUUUUUUUCCUCCUUUAAAAGAAAGCUUUUAUAUUCCAGCUUUACAGAAGAGAAUCCUCCUGCUGGUAUAAAAAACAUUGCUUGUAAUUGUUCUAAAAAAAUAAAUAUGUUACCUUUAAAAUGUAAAUUCACUGCAGGUAAAUGUUUAUCAAUAAAGAGAUCUGUUGCACUGGUGU